Molecule: messenger RNA, 907 nt
Organism: Oryza sativa Japonica Group (Japanese rice)
Lineage: Eukaryota; Viridiplantae; Streptophyta; Magnoliopsida; Poales; Poaceae
Source: RefSeq, a predicted model, not a curated record
GAAUCGAGAGCUGGUUGGGCCGGAUUCCGCAAAGCCCACCAUCUUAAUUGGCCUCUCACUCCUUUGCUCCAUCGUCGGCCUCCCCUGACGCCCGUCUCCUCGUCGCCGCCGCCGCCGCCGCCGAGCGCCGCCGCCUAAUCCUCGCCGCAGAUCUGGCAUCCCCCAUGCCCGACGUCAUCUCCGCCCCCGAUGCUGAAACCACCGGCGGCGGCGGCUCGUCGCCGCACGUGGAGAAGCUGAGGAAGAUGCUGUUCCGGAGGAUGCUGGUGGGGGUGAACGACGGGCGCUACUUCCUCGGGCUGUUCCACUGCGUCGACAAGCAGGGGAACAUCCUCCUCCAGGACGCCGUGGAGUACAGGACCAGCGCGCGGCGGCGGUCGCCGUCUUCGCCGUCGUCUUCACCCGCGGAGCAGCGCGGCCUCGGCCUCAUCCUCAUCCCGGCCGCCUGCCGCUCCUCCUGCCAUGUCGACUGCGCCGUCGAGGAGAGCAUGUCGCUCCUCUCUCUCGACAGGUGAAGAUGAAUGAGAUAUACAUAUGCUUCUCUAGCUUUUUUUUUUUACUCUUUUUUUCUGAUUGCAAUAGCUAAUAAACUAGCUUUUCAGCCUUGGAUGAACUUAUGUAUGAAAAUAUUUUUGCUGUGGAUUAAUUUGCUAUCAUUUCUGUCAUAUGGGUUGCUGUUCAUCUUUCACUCCUGUAGUCUGUAGAACAGAACAGAUCAGUGAUAUACUGCUACUGGUUGCAUCUCACUACGGUCAGUUUACUGGCCGAGAGUUCUUCAGUGGGAUUUUAACUGAUGCUGUGUAAAGUAUAUUUGUUUCCUGUUUAUUUAUUUAUAAAAAGCCAUAAACAAAGUGUAUCAACAGGCUUGCAAAGUGGCAAGAUCACUUCUUUUUGUUAGUAACUGCAA